AUGUUAACAGCCAGUGUGCUGCUGGUAUCUUUUGUGGUGUUUCUGCUGGUUCUGCAGUUCCUGAAAUUGCAAUGGAUCCGAAGACGACUUCCUCCUGGCCCAACUCCGUACCCCUUGUUUGGAAAUCUGCUGCAGAUGAACUUCCAAAUUCACCAUGAGAUCCUUAAAAAAAUGGCCAAAACUCACGGUAAUGUCUUCACUUUAUGGUUUUUAAACACGCCCAUGGUUGUCCUGCAAGGGUUUCACGCAGUAAAAGAAGGUCUGACUGUCCAUGCUGAAGAUGUUGCUGGAAGGCCAUUAAUCAAGUCCUUUCACAUUUUGACUCAGGGAAAUGGUGUUAUGUUCUCUAAUGGUCGUCUCUGGAAGCAACAGAGGCGGUUUGGGCUUGCGACACUGAGGAAAAUGGGAGUAGGGAAAAAAGACCAGGAGUAUCGACUGCAAGAGGAGGCCGGUCACCUGGUGGAAUACCUAAAGAAAACAAACGGAAAACCUCUGGACCCCACUAUGCCCGUUGUUCACACUGUCUCAAAUGUGAUUUGUUCUGUGAUUUUUGGACAUCGCUUCUCUAAAGACGACGAAAAUUUUCACCGCUUGAUUGAAUCCAUUGAUACUAUAACAGCAUUUGGGAACAGCAUCUCUUUUUUUAUAUAUGAAAUGGUUCCCUGGCUUGCAAGGCGUCUCCUAGCACCAUGUAGAGAUACUGUAUCCAGCAUAGAUUUUGUGAAUAAUCUAUUGGCAAAGGAACUUGAAAGCCAUAAAGGAAAACGAAAAUCAGAUGAAAAUCAAGAUUUUAUUGAUUACUAUUUGGAUGAGAUAGAUAAAACCAAAGGAGAUGCUGAUGCUACUUAUGAUGAAGAAAACUUGAUCCAGACUAUUUUUGACCUCUUUCUGGCAGGUACAGAAACUACAGCCACUACUUUACGUUGGGCAUUGCUCUAUAUGGUGAUUUAUCCUGAUAUUCAAGCUGGCUACCAGGCACAGCAGGAGUCUGGCAAGAAGAAGAUGGUGGAAGUGCUGGGAAGCAGGUGCUGGGUACAGACCUCUGUGGAGACUGACUGCUCCUUCCCUUUUCCCUCUGCAGGCCACCGUGUGUGUCUGGGAGAGGUGCUGGCAAAGAUGGAGCUUUUCAUCAUCUUUUGCAGCCUGUUGCAGACGUUCAAGUUCACCCUACCAGAAGGAGUUAAGGACGUCAACACAAGUGUUGUCUUUGGGAGCACAAUGAAACCCCAUCCGUACAAGCUCUGUGCGGUUCUUCGCUAGGUUGCAGGGUAAUACAGAUUUGAGAAAGAGGCAUUGCCACGGGUUUGGUAGCGUGCUGAUCUUUUGAGCAGCUCUUGUGUUUUUCAUUUCUAGCUGAAAUUCAGUGUGAAUCUAUCCUUGUUGUGUUAGAUGUCUAAGAAGCCAGCCCUGAAAAAUACUCCAGUUUUCCUGUGUCUGGAAAA
Molecule: messenger RNA, 1442 nt
Organism: Calidris pugnax (ruff)
Lineage: Eukaryota; Metazoa; Chordata; Aves; Charadriiformes; Scolopacidae
Product: cytochrome P450 2D1-like
Exons: 8
Coding region: 1-1260 (419 amino acids)
Biological process (GO): xenobiotic metabolic process; arachidonate metabolic process
Cellular component (GO): intracellular membrane-bounded organelle; cytoplasm
Molecular function (GO): heme binding; iron ion binding; oxidoreductase activity, acting on paired donors, with incorporation or reduction of molecular oxygen, reduced flavin or flavoprotein as one donor, and incorporation of one atom of oxygen
Source: RefSeq, a predicted model, not a curated record